Messenger RNA from Candoia aspera, 1465 nucleotides. RefSeq names its product GDNF family receptor alpha 4 (gene GFRA4). The record is from RefSeq and is a predicted model, not a curated record. Lineage: Eukaryota; Metazoa; Chordata; Lepidosauria; Squamata; Candoiidae. Gene Ontology annotation, biological process: nervous system development. Gene Ontology annotation, molecular function: glial cell-derived neurotrophic factor receptor activity. The transcript has 7 exons. The coding region runs from base 1 to 1245 and encodes 414 amino acids. Gene Ontology annotation, cellular component: external side of plasma membrane; signaling receptor complex.
AUGACCAUCAGCUCUGCUCGCGACUGCCUCCAAGCCGGAGAAUCUUGCACCAAUGACCCCAGCUGUAGUUCCAAAUUCCGGACCCUCCGGCAGUGCAUCGCUGGCAAUGGCGCCAACAAGCUGGGGCCGGGAGCCAAGAGCCAGUGCCGCAACACGCUGACCACACUUCUGUCCAGCCAGCUCCAUGGCUGUAAGUGCAGACGUGGGAUGAAGAAGGAGAAACACUGCCUCAGUGUCUACUGGAGCAUUCACCACACCCUGAUGGAAGGCACGAACGUCAUGGAAAGCUCCCCGUAUGAGCCCUUCAUAAGGGGGUUUGACUACGUCCGGCUGGCAUCCAUCACGGCAGGCUCCGAAAAUGAGGUGACGCAGGUGAACCGCUGCCUGGACGCCGCCAAGGCCUGCAACGUGGACGAGGUGUGCCAGCGGCUCCGGACGGAGUACGUCUCCUCCUGCAUCCGGCGGGGGCCCCGGGCGGACCCCUGCAACCGCUCCAAGUGCCACAAGGCUCUGCGGAAGUUCUUCGACCGGGUGCCCCCCGAGUACACGCACGAGCUCCUCUUCUGCCCCUGUGCCGACACGGCCUGUGCCGAGCGGCGCAGGCAGACAAUUGUGCCCACCUGCUCUUAUGAAACCAAGGAAAAGCCCAACUGUUUGACGCCGCUGGACUCCUGCCGAGGAAACUACGUCUGCAGAUCCCGUUAUGCCGAAUUCCAGGUCAACUGCCAGCCGUCUGGGCUCCUCUUGGGAACGGGGUGCCUGAAAGAAAACUAUGCGGCCUGCUUAUUGGCCUACACCGGCAUCGUAGGCAGCACCAUCACGCCCAACUACAUUGAUAACUCAACCUCCAACAUUGCACCCUGGUGCACUUGCAACGCGAGUGGGAACAGGCAGGAGGAAUGUGAGCACUUCCUGCACCUUUUCACCGAGAAUCCCUGCCUCCAAAACGCCAUCCAGGCCUUUGGCAACGGGACGCACCUGAGCGCAGCUGCCAGCCCCUCCACGUCCCCCACAAUGCAGAUGAGGAAGCAGGAGCGAAACAACGAUAAAGUGGCCACCACCCUCCAGGAGAACGUCUUCGAACAGCUGGAGCCAACCCAGAUAUCUGCAGAGGAGACGUUGUUGCGUGAUGCAAGUCACCUUGGAUCCAGCGCAUCCAACUCUGCCUUGGCAUUGACGGUUGACAUCUGGAUGAUGGUGUGGAGUUCCACAGCCACCAGUACUGUCCUCCUGAUGGCCAUGUGAAUGAGAGAAAGGCCUUGCUCAAGAGCAGCAACAGAGUGGCCACUCUGUCUUGUUUUUUCCAACUUGGGACGCAGGAGGGUGGUCACACCCGCCGCCAUCUUCCUCCGCAUCGACUUUGUAGAAAGGAAAGAGAAGAGGAAAGAAGCUCAUCCCAUGAACUUGUCUGUGAAUGCCUUUCUGAUGAGCAAGCGUGGUCAUCCAGAGGAGGAGUCAGCAAUGA